Anopheles coustani is the source of this 1251-nucleotide messenger RNA. RefSeq lists its product as uncharacterized. Lineage: Eukaryota; Metazoa; Arthropoda; Insecta; Diptera; Culicidae. The transcript is spliced from 4 exons. The record is from RefSeq and is a predicted model, not a curated record. Bases 1 to 1251 code for a protein of 416 amino acids.
AUGAAUGUGUUUCAAACGGUUCACCCUUUGGGUGCGCACAGUGACUUCCGGAAGAAUGUUGUGAUGCUAGUGUUGGCGGAAAUGGUUAUCGGUGCAUUGGUGCAGGCAGUUUCGGCAAACGGUAUACAAAAUGAGUUCCACGCUCAUCGGUCCCUAUCCGGACGGCAGAUUGCCAGCCGACGUGAUACGCGUUUCCUUCCAAUUUUCACCGUAUACCAGUGGGGUCAAGGACUCUGCUCGGCCGCUUCCGGCGAGUACGGUUCCUGCCAGCCGAACAACGAGUGCGUCCUGCGUGGAGGCAUCCCGGCCGGUCCUUGCGCCGGUGGCUACGGAACGUGUUGUAUUUUUAUGGCAUCGUGCGGCGGAGUCGUGCGUGAGAAUGGGACGUACUUCGUCAAUCCGAACCAUCCGGAUAGUACCGACGGUACGGGAAGUUGUCAGCUGACCAUCCUGAAGAUGCACCCGGACAUCUGCCAGGUGCGGUUGGACUUUGACCACUUCUCGCUGCAUGGUCCGGAGAUCGUGAACCAUAUCUGCAAUACGGAUCAGUUUCUGGUGUCCGGAGGGAGUCCGGCGCCAACGAUUUGUGGAAGCGCCACGGGGGAACAUAUGUACAUUGACGCAGGCAUGGGCCAGAGUAAUCCCAUCAUUCUGACCGUCAUCACCAGUGGGCCCAGCUUUGCCCGAUCGUGGCGCGUCCGGAUAUCGCAGAUCCCGUGCGGUGCCAUCGCCAAAGCGGACCAGGGCUGCUUGCAGUAUCAUACGGGCGUGAGUGGCCGGGUGAGAAGCUUCAACUUCGACCCAACCAACGGACGGCAGCUGUCGAACCAGGACUACAGCAUUUGCAUCCGGACGGAGCGCAACUUCUGCAGCAUCCAGUAUACGGCCUGUCCGGGCUCGCUGCCCGGAAACCGGUCGCGCACCUUCACCCUGUCCGGAAACUCGAAUAGCAUCGUGCAGGCGAUGGUGGGUGGCGGUACUCAGGGUACGCCGAACUCUUGUACCAACGACUGGCUGAUGGUGCCGUGCGCCAAGAUUGCCGACCGGCUGCCGAUGGCCAGCACCUGCGAGGACAAAAUCUGCGGCGGAACGUUCAACGCGGAGGUCAGCUCGGUCGAGCGGACGGUGGUAUCCACCAUACGACCCUUCCGGCUGGCGUUCCACACGGACUCGAUCGAGGCCCCGACCGACGUAGACAACCGUGGCUUCUGUCUCGAUUACGUCCAGCAACCGUGCACUAGUAAUAAGUGA